Molecule: messenger RNA, 1378 nt
Organism: Eruca vesicaria subsp. sativa (arugula)
Lineage: Eukaryota; Viridiplantae; Streptophyta; Magnoliopsida; Brassicales; Brassicaceae
Source: the annotation of a GenBank genome assembly
CCCUAACCCCCAAAACAAACCAUCAUCCCCUCUUUUUCAAAAAAAACGGUAAAACCCUAGAAAAAUGACCUCCCCCUCUGACAUGAAUUCCAAUUUAAAUCGGUUUAGAUCCAUAGCCCUCGGCUCUUCAUCCAAACAAUCCGAUCCUCAGCAGCAGCAGCAGCAGCAACCCCAAGAAACCCUAAAAUUGAAACUCCGGAGAACACCCAAGGAAGAGCACGAGCCAGAGCACUAUGAGGAUCUACAGCUCGACUUUAACCCUUCUCUCUUCAGGUCUCUCGAGCGGUUCUUGCCCGAGAAUCUCCUCAGUUCCACACGCACCGAGAAGGUCCGUGCCAUGAGUGACCUUCUCCUCCGUUACUCACCUGAAACUGAACGAAUUCGGGUUCAGAAGCAUAGAGAGUACAGACAGAACAUAUUGUCUUCUUACCAGCGUCUACAUGGAGAGCUCUAUACUCUGGACCCAGCUAGCUUCUUUGUGCCUUCGUUUCUUGACGCUGUUAGUAAGAGAUCGGAGGAGAGUUUCAAAAGCAUAAUUGUUCGUGUAGCUCCUGGGAUCUACACUUUUGAUAUGUUUAAGCCACAGUUUUGCCAAAUGUUUAUAGCAGAGGUUGAAAAUAUGGAGAAAUGGUUCCAUUAUUCAAAAUCCUCAAUGAUGAGACCAACUACAAUAAACAGAUUUGGUGUUGUUCUAGAUGACUUUGGGCUUGGCAGCAUGCUCCAGAAGUUGCUUGAGGACUUCAUUAGCCCUAUAUCUCAAUUUUUGUUCCCGGAAGUCUGUGGAACCGGUUUAGAUUCUCACCAUGGCUAUGCUAUUGAGUAUGGAAAGUAUAGGGAUACUGAUGUUGGGUUCCAUGUGGAUGAUUCAGAGGUUACUUUGAACGUCUGUUUGGGUAAUCAGUUUACUGGUGCGGAGCUCUACUUUCGAGGUGUGAGAUGUGAUAACCAUGUGACUUCUGAAAUCAAGGAAAAUUAUGACUACUCACAGGUAUCUGGUCAAGCCGUUCUUCAUCAUGGACGUCACCGUCAUGGUGCUAGAGCUAUAACUUCUGGACGCCUAGUGAACUUGAUUAUGUGGUGUAGAAGCUCAACUUUUCGAGAGGCGAAGAGAUAUCAGAAAGAUUUCUCAAGCUGGUGCGGAGGGUGCAAAGUUGAAAAACACUAUAGGCAGCAAGCAGCAAUUAAGGCUACUGUAGAGGCGUUGAAGAGGAGAGGUGCAGAAAGAUAAAAGGAGAAUCUAUCUUCUUUGUAUUAUUUUCAGUGGCCUAUUGUAUGUAGAGGCAGUUAAAGUACCCUCUGUUUUAGUAUUUUGUUACAUUUUUCUUGGAGAGAUGCAAAAAAGUCAAUAAAGAUAAGCUAAGAGAUUCACAGGAUUGCG